This is a messenger RNA of Truncatella angustata, 1623 nucleotides long. RefSeq lists its product as uncharacterized. The record is from RefSeq and is a predicted model, not a curated record. The transcript is spliced from 2 exons. Bases 1 to 1623 code for a protein of 540 amino acids. NCBI's taxonomy places the organism in Eukaryota, Fungi, Ascomycota, Sordariomycetes, Amphisphaeriales, Sporocadaceae.
AUGGCCCACCAAAUGGCCAGAGCCUUUCGGCAGGAAGGCUUCAACCGUGGAAUCGGUGUCAUUUUCGAAAAUGAUGGUGUUCUUCGACACAUUCACGCUGCCCUUGUUGGCCAGCCCAAUGAUGAGCCCCCCAAGAGCGUCAAUACAACUCAGAAGAAAGUUGCCGCAUUGCUCGUCCAUUUAUUCCAAAUUUUAUUAGAGCGUGGCCACCUUUUCAAAGCACUUCGUGACAACGAACUCUUCUGGGACACUAUUGCACCCGAGUGGCCUCUCUCCCAGGAUCUUUCUGCACAGUACUUGCAGGCCAUCUCGAAGGUCUACGUCAAUGGCCGAAAGGCAUUCAUCAGCGAUCCUAGAAACAUGAAGAGUACCCCCAAUGCAAAAGGAUCGCUCAAAGAGGCCCUUGAUGCAUGGGUUCCUAUUUAUGACGAAGUCAUCGCCAUGGGACCAAUACAGAGCAUCACUCUCCCGAUCCUUCUCCCUGCAGCUGAGCAUCUUGCCACAGACCUCAACAGUCUCAAGCUAGCUAACGGCCCAGUCUACUGCUUUCCAUCAUACCUCAAUGCACGAGAGUAUGCUUGGAUUUCUGACCCCUUCGUUAAGUGGGAGCUCGAGCAUUGUCUCCCGAAGAUUCCCUACAUGCCAGGACACAAAUCCAAGGUUCCGGCCUUACCAGAUAACGUCGCAAUCCCGCAGUUCAGCCAACUGUUCCUAUGCUAUUCUGAGCUAGCAAGAUUAGACCCGCCUACCUCUUCAUUCACCGUCUUCAUGGCACCCAUUGGAUUCCGAGACUCCAAGGAGAAGGCUAACUGGUUCCACGCCACUGGCUCCUACUCCAAGAGGCACGCCACGAUAGACGAGUUCUUCGAUUAUGCAGUCCACAUGAUCCAAGAGGGCGGCAAGUCAAUCGUCAUUGGUAUGGUGACUUAUUGGAUGAACGAGCAGUGGGAGUAUCUAGACUUCUAUGAUUCAGAGAAAAAGUUCCCGGAGCAGACUCGAGCUCAGUAUUGGAAUGACAAUUGCAUCCGCUACGGCAUUGGUCUGGCUGUACGUAAGAACCCAGAUGGUAAGGGUGGACUGCAGCUCAUCAUGCACGACACCACCUUCCACCAGAUCACCGCAAUGUUCCGUGACAUCAUCGAUCAACCGGGCGGCAUAGGCGACGAGUCGCUCGACGAGCAGCUCAAGCACAUGCAGGACUGGCGCGCCGCAAUCGCCAAGUCGGCUUACGAGAGAAUGAAUGACCGUGGUGUUGAGCUCUGGUAUGGUGGAAUGGCGCCCAACUUGCUUUCCAAGAUUGUGGGCAUCGAGCUCAACCCCAAAGACUCGGUCAACAUGACUUGUGCCUGGGUUUGGGACACGGUCAAUGGGUACUUCCCAGACCCAGCUGCCAACGAUCCCGAUUUGGAACUGAUGGUCUGGGGAUUCCAGAGGGAGGUUAUCCACGAUGACAAGAUGGCCAUCAUCGAAACCUUCUGUAAGAAGGUCAAGGAGGAGAAGGCCUACAUGAAGUACCCGAAGGACAUCAUGGCGGCCGAUGCCAAGGAUGACGAGGAAGAGGAAGAGGCAGAGGACGAUGAGUACGAUUGUGAUCGUGCCUCUGACGAGAACUAUAUCGAGUAG